Eubalaena glacialis (North Atlantic right whale) is the source of this 1479-nucleotide messenger RNA. RefSeq lists its product as uncharacterized. NCBI's taxonomy places the organism in Eukaryota, Metazoa, Chordata, Mammalia, Artiodactyla, Balaenidae. The transcript is spliced from 2 exons. The record is from RefSeq and is a predicted model, not a curated record. The coding region runs from base 1 to 1479 and encodes 492 amino acids.
AUGCAGAGAGGCGGAUGGGCUGAGGACACGGCACAGGAUGCAGCCGACAGGAUGUGCCGGUGGACUGGACUGGGGAGAGGGGCCGCCUCCCCCACGCCACCAUCCCGUCCCCCCCCGACUCCACCAUCCCGUCCCCCCACUCCACCAUCCCGUCCCCCCCACUCCACCAUCCCGUCCCCCUCACUCCACCAUCCCGUCCCCCCACGCCACCAUCCCGUCCCCCCACUCCACCAUCCCGUCCCCCCCCCCCCGACUCCACCAUCCCGUCCUCCCACUCCACCAUCCUGUCCCCUCACGCCACCAUCCCGUCCCCCCCACUCCACCAUCCCGUCCCCCCCCGACUCCACCAUCCCGUCCCCCCACUCCACCAUCCCGUCCCCCCACUCCACCAUCCCGUCCCCCCCCGACUCCACCAUCCCGUCCCCUCACUCCACCAUCCCGUCCCCCCCCCCGACUCCACCAUCCCGUCCUCCCACUCCACCAUCCCGUCCCCUCACGCCACCAUCCCGUCCCCCCCACUCCACCAUCCCGUCCCCCCCCGACUCCACCAUCCCGUCCCCCCACUCCACCAUCCCGUCCCCCCCCCGACUCCACCAUCCCAUCCCCUCACUCCACCAUCCCGUCCCCCCCCCGACUCCACCAUCCCGUCCCCUCACUCCACCAUCCCGUCCCCCCCCCGACUCCACCAUCCCGUCCCCUCACUCCACCAUCCCGUCCCCCCACGCCACCAUCCCGUCCCCCCCACGCCACCAUCCCGUCCCCCCCCGACUCCACCAUCCCGUCCCCUCACUCCACCAUCCCGUCCCCUCACUCCACCAUCCCGUCCCCCCACUCCACCAUCCCGUCCCCCCCACUCCACCAUCCCGUCCCCCCCACUCCACCAUCCCGUCCCCCCACGCCACCAUCCCGUCCCCCCCACUCCACCAUCCCGUCCCCCCCCCCACCAUCCCGUCCCCUCACUCCACCAUCCCGUCCCCCCACUCCACCAUCCCGUCCCCCCCACUCCACCAUCCCGUCCCCCCCCGACUCCACCAUCCCGUCCCACCCCCACUCCACCAUCCCGUCCCACCCCCACUCCACCAUCCCGUCCCCCUCACUCCACCAUCCCGUCCCCCCACUCCACCAUCCCGUCCCCCGACUCCACCAUCCCGUCCCCCCACUACACCAUCCCGUCCCCUCACUCCACCAUCCCGUCCCCUCACUCCACCAUCCCGUCCCCCCCACUCCACCAUCCCGUCCCCUCACUCCACCAUCCCGUCCCCUCACUCCACCAUCCCGUCCCCCCCCACUCCACCAUCCCGUCCCCCCCCCCACUCCACCAUCCCGUCCCCUCACUCCACCAUCCCGUCCCCCUACUCCACCAUCCCAUCCCCCUACUCCACCAUCCCGUCCCCCCCACUCCACCAUCCCGUCCCCCCGACUCCACCAUCCCGUCCCCUCACUCCACCAGCCUGUCCCCAUGACACCGCACUGUCUUAA